AUGACCUGUACCAGUCUAGACAGCAAACCAAAAUGCAUUGAAAAACACAGUCAAAGUCCAUCACACCUCAAUCAACAUUACGCAGACGAAAAAGCUUCGGCCCAGGCCAUGCCCAGCCAAUCACUGCACGCCACAGUCUCGCAAGUCUAUCAAACUGACGCAACCCGCUUUGAGUUCACAAUCGAGCCGGGCGCUUUGCUUUGCGCCUUUUUUAACGAAUGGCACUGGGUCUGUUUGUUUAAAGCGUCCACUUCCGCGUCUGGCGGCCGCUUUGACCGCCGCACUCCUACAUUGGCCCGUCCUUGCCGCGUCAUUCACAUGAGAAUGACGGAGUUCCGUAAAUCGUGGAGCUGCGGAUCUGACAGUCUGGCGCCAGAAGGACUCGCCACAACUUCGUCGGAGGUCACUUUCUUCACCUGCUCGGGCCGACAAAAGGGUCAGAAUGGCACCUACACUUGCUGA
Molecule: messenger RNA, 462 nt
Organism: Protopolystoma xenopodis
Lineage: Eukaryota; Metazoa; Platyhelminthes; Monogenea; Polystomatidea; Polystomatidae
Source: the annotation of a GenBank genome assembly